Molecule: messenger RNA, 981 nt
Organism: Rotaria sordida
Lineage: Eukaryota; Metazoa; Rotifera; Eurotatoria; Philodinida; Philodinidae
Source: the annotation of a GenBank genome assembly
AUGAACGAUAAGUCUAUCGAAUUUACAACAACUAAUCGAAAUGGACUUGUACUUCACUACCAAGGUUAUCAAUAUACAUUUAAACGUAAAUAUAAAAAUACUAACGAAUGGCGGUGUAGACGAAGACCGUGCACAACUUCAAUAUCAUUAUGCUGGGAUAACAGAUCAAUUAUUAGAGAACCUGAUCAACAUACUUGUGGUUCUUCAUCGCCAGAAAAUAUUAUUGUUGAAAAAGCUGUAUCCCGUAUGAGACAACGAGCAGCUGUAGAAACUUUACCAAUUUCCCAAAUAUAUUCACAAGAAGUCGUAAAAACUCUCAUUGAUAAUCCUGAUUUGGAUACUGGCUCAAUUUUUCCAUUAUUGGAUAGUAUUGAUUCAACUUUAUAUCGUCAACGUGCUAAAAAUUAUCCAAAUAUACCAAAAAAUAUUCAUGAUCUUAUGAUUCCAGAUGUUUGGAAAGUCGGUUCUCAUGGCGAACCUUUUCUUUUGGUCGACGAGAUUUGUCUAGCUUUAAUUCCAAGACAUUUAGUUGAAAAAACAUGGACCGAAGCCAUGGAUGAAUACACACCUAAUCAUGUUGCAAGUAUUAAAUUUAACGAUUAUAUGGUUUCUACCUACGUCGAUUGUAUCUCAUCACGUUUUCGACUUAAUUUAUGGAAUGUUAAUGAUGCUCUUGUCAACAAUAUUCCAAGAACAAAUAACCACGUGGAGGGUUAUAAUAAUCGACUAGGCUCAUUAUUUCCUGUCCAUCCUCAUAUUUUUAGAUUUAUCGAACUAUUAAGACAUGAACACUUCUUUCAGCAUCAUCAUGCCGAACAAUCGAAAUCUUAUUUACCAAAACGACCAAAAUCAAGUGAAAAUAUUAAUAUUAAACUUAUCGAUCUACUCGAUCAACAUAGUAAUGGUGAACUGACAGAUUUAGAAUUAGCACUUCAUUGUGGUAAAAUAGUCAAGACUAAAUUAGUAAAAAAAUAUAAGUGA